AUGUCCAAGGAUACACCUAAACUAAUAAACCAGUCGCUAAAUAUCUUGUCAAGAUUAGUUGAGUCCGAUACUAACGUAUCUAUAAUAGACUUGAACUUAUUAGAAAAUUUAAACACUAACCAAUCAUUGAAUUAUUCCAAGUUGGAGAAUGAUUUAAAUCUGUUAGAACAAAGUGGGAACCAAUUAGUACUGCUUAAAGAGGAAUUUGACAGUCAUUCAAAAGCCUUGGUACAAAUUGAGGAGAAGAUUGCUAAACUAGAGAGAAUUAUGACCGAGCUAGACUCCUGGUUAAACGAGUUGGAAACAACUUAA
This is a messenger RNA of Lodderomyces oxycetoniae, 312 nucleotides long. RefSeq lists its product as uncharacterized. NCBI's taxonomy places the organism in Eukaryota, Fungi, Ascomycota, Pichiomycetes, Serinales, Debaryomycetaceae. The record is from RefSeq and is a predicted model, not a curated record. Bases 1 to 312 code for a protein of 103 amino acids. The transcript has a single exon.